ACCCCAAGUCUUUAUUUUCUGGGCCCCAACAACAAAUUGUCAAUCUUCACUUUCAGUCGUGAAAAUUACGCUAUUUAAGAAAAUAAUAAAGUGAUAAGAAGUUAUAAACGAAAACAGUGGCAGAUAAGUGACUUUAAAGCGGUCAUUUCGAUGACCGUCGUCACAAAGACAUCAAAUCGAGUCGUCCCAUCGAAUCAUUAUAAAAAUUAUAUAUAAAUCAAAUUAACAAAAUUAUGGUAACGAGACUAAAAGUCCGUCUAACAGAUAUGGGAUGUGUAGAAAGUGAUGAUGACGAAUUUAAUCCGGCCGUGUGUAGUGGCCGUGGUGAAUGUGGACCAAAUAAUUCAUGCAUUUGUGAAAUCAGAUACACUGGAGAUUAUUGCGUAGACUACAACAAAAGUUACCAUGCAGGAGUGUCGUCGCUCUUCUACGUUGUAGCAUUUAUUUCCCUUGUUCAGCUACUCAUUUGUUGUUUCGCUGAAUAUCGAAGAUUAAAAAAUCCAUCUUUCUUGAAAGCAUGUCGAAUUACAACACAAAAAAUGUUGUAUUUCGUCGUAUUAUUGGCUUCACUUUUAAGAGCCGCGUAUUUUACACAACCGGAAUCCAACCAGCCAUCAUGGGCUUAUUAUCUAAUGUCAGCUUAUUAUCCUUUACUAAUGACAUGUGCAUCACUCGUAGUCUGCUUUUGGGCAGAGACUUUUCACCUUCGGGAUAUUCGAUGGGAACGACAGUUUUUGUCAAAAAGCUUUCUCGGGUUUUUAGCAUUCAACCUUCUUCCAUAUAGUCUCUUCGGAGCAGAGAUUUUGUCAGCAAAAUUUUUCAGCAAUAAAAAUGUUUUACAUUCAUUCUUCAAUGGAUGUUACGCUGUCCUGCUUCUCGUCGUUGUCGUAUUUUUCCUUAUUUAUGGUGUCGAAGUAUUCUUUAAAAUACGCGGCGGCUUCGUCUACGACUUCGGUGUUGGACCAUCGAGUGGCGUUGAGAAUGUCAACGUUAAUAUAUCACAAGUUCAUCAAUCACGAAUUGGAUUGUUAAGUCAAGCGGUGAUGUUAAUUGUCAUUGUUGGAUUUCUCACGAGUGAAACACUCGGUGAUUUCUGGAAACAGAAAGUCCCAGUCAAUUCAAGAAACUGGUAUGACAUUGGAUUCCGUGUCGUUGAAGUUGGAGUCUUCAUUUGGUUCCUAGCAUGCUUAUGGAACUCAUUCUCACCUGAACAAUUGUGGAUUCUCAAUCCACGAAAACUUCUCACCCGCCAAAUUGAACCUGUUGCAUCAACAUCAAAAACUUCCGACGAAAAUCAAACAUUACUUGUUUGCUGGGUUUGCUAUGAUCAAGAUAAACAGGAACCAUUAAUUCAGCCAUGCAGAUGCACUGGCGAUGUAAGUUCAGUCCAUCACGAAUGUCUGCGACGUUGGCUUGUUGAAAGUUAUCGUGAAGAAGAAACUACAGAAUUAAAAUGUCGCGUUUGUUCAACGCCAUAUGAGAUUAGACGAACCAGCAAACUUUACUGGGAAAAAGGCUUUGACAUUCAUCAUUGGACAAAGACUAUCAUUCUCGUUAGUCUAAUGUGCAUCACAGGUGUUCUUGCUUGGGUCAUAAUUCAACUUUAUGCUGAUCCAUUUAUUCGGGUACUGACAGCGGGAUUUGCUGUCAUUAUCGGCUAUGUUUGUGUGAAACUUUUAGGUAAGAACACAGUCACCGCUUAUCAACGUGCCAAAGUAAGCUCAAUUGAUAUUGUAUCGAACAAUGAUUUGAGAGUGUCAAGGAACUUGAUUCAAGCGAGACUCAACAGCAUUAGCGAAGAUAUUGAGGUUGAUCGACGUUGAACAUUUCUUGUUCUAGUGUGAUGUCUUUCCAGAUUUUUUAAUUUGCUUUUUCUCAUUAACCAUUAAUCUUCAUUCAAUUAAUCAAUUGAUUUAGGUAAUAAGAAAAGUGAAGAGUCACACACAAAAAAAGUUGUUAAUUCAGGAAACUUACUGCUUCAUCUUGUAAUGAAGCGACUGGUCGAUAAAUAUACGACCGUUGCGUGCGAAUUGUUAGAAUUGUAAGAAAACACAUAAUUAAGUUUACAUGUAAGUUGGAACUUUUUUUCUUUGAUUUGUUUCCUUUUUUUGUGUUCCAUGUUCGACUAUUCAAAGAACUUUUUGCUCCAAUGAUAUUUUCCUUAAUCUUUAGCGUAAACUAUAACCAACAACCAGACAAAAAAAUAUUGUACUAAGUAUUUGUAUUUCUUUUUUAUAUAUAAAGUUUACACAUAGUGCGAAAGCACCCGAUGAUGAUAAUCUUUAGUCAUAAAGCAGAUGCUUGCUUGUUUAACUUUAUUUUUUUCUUUCAAUAAACGAGACUAAGAAGAAGAUUGAAGGAGUUGAAUUCUGCUCAAUUAAUCUUUUACUGCGAUACAAAAUAAAUAAUCUUCUGAUGGUUUGACCUUAAAUAUGUUUGUCAAGAAUAUUUUUUAUUAGUGGUGAGAGUUUUGUUUGCGUGCGUAAAUUAUUUUUGUACCUGCUGUUGUUUUAUUUGAAUAAUACGAAAGAAGAUGAGAUGACAUACAUUUGUGUUGUCAUUGAAAUGAAAAAGAAAUAAAAGACGGUCUCUUGAUAUAAGCCAAAAAAAUUAAGAAAACAAUAAUCAAUUAAUUAAAGAAAAAUAUUUUUAACAUUAUUUAAGAUUUUAGAUUGUUUUGCAUAAAUAUUUUUACAGCAUAAACAUUUAAAUUUUUUUCUAUUCAAAUUUUUCCAAGAUUGAUUGAGGUGUGAACGCUAAAUGAAUGAUAUGAGAAUAAAAUUAAUGAGAUUAUGAUAAGAUUAAAGAAAGAGAAGAGCAGAAAAUUGUAAAAAUUUGCGAUUCAAAUGAAGCUCUUUAUAUAUGAGUUACUUAAUUUUACUUCAAUUUCUCGAAUACUCGUAAAAAGGCUUUUUCUGAAACAUAAAAAAGCCGUUUUUAUUUUGUCUUAAUUUCCUUUUCUGAAUAAUAAUUCAUUGAUGUUAAUUAAAUAAAAUAAUCAAGUAAAAUUGAAAAGUCA
Messenger RNA from Clunio marinus, 3019 nucleotides. NCBI's taxonomy places the organism in Eukaryota, Metazoa, Arthropoda, Insecta, Diptera, Chironomidae. The record is from the annotation of a GenBank genome assembly.